AUGUACAGGAUGCACAGGCAACCAGAGCAUGUUAUGACGUUCUUGCUGGCUGAGAUGGGAACAAGUGGAUCACUUGAUGGACAACAGAGAUUGGUAGUCAAGGGGAGAUUUGCACCCAAGAAUUUUGAGAGAAUCCUGCGGCGCUAUGUCAAUGAUUAUGUGAUAUGCAACGGCUGCAAAAGUCCAGAUACUAUCCUUUCAAAAGAGAACAGUCUCUUCUUUCUCAGAUGCGAGAAGUGUGGUUCUGGGCGAUCUGUUGCUCCAAUUAAGGCUGGAUUUGUUGCUCGGGUUGGUCGUCGGAAAGCUGGAACAUAA
Messenger RNA from Fraxinus pennsylvanica, 315 nucleotides. Lineage: Eukaryota; Viridiplantae; Streptophyta; Magnoliopsida; Lamiales; Oleaceae. The record is from the annotation of a GenBank genome assembly.